This is a messenger RNA of Ochotona curzoniae (black-lipped pika), 3948 nucleotides long. It is a transcript of the gene TRIM35, whose product is annotated as tripartite motif containing 35. The coding region runs from base 126 to 1601 and encodes 491 amino acids. Gene Ontology annotation, biological process: positive regulation of apoptotic process; innate immune response. Gene Ontology annotation, molecular function: protein binding; zinc ion binding. The transcript has 6 exons. NCBI's taxonomy places the organism in Eukaryota, Metazoa, Chordata, Mammalia, Lagomorpha, Ochotonidae. The record is from RefSeq and is a predicted model, not a curated record.
GCUGCCCCUCAGCGCCCCCUGGGCACCGCCCACGUCACGGCCGGGAGCCGCCUGGCUAGCAGCUGGGUGGGAGGGACUCGGACCGAAGUAGCGGGCGCCCAGGGCAGCGGCGGCUCGGGCAUGCCAUGGAGCCUGGCCCCGCCGCGUCCCCCGGGCCUUCCCGCUCGUUUAAGGAGGAGCUGCUGUGCGCCGUCUGCUACGACCCCUUCCGCGACGCCGUGACGCUGCACUGCGGCCACAACUUCUGCCGCGGGUGCGUGAGCCGCUGCUGGGAGGUGCAGGUGACGCCCACCUGCCCCGUGUGCAAGGAUCGCGCGUCCCCCGCCGACCUGCGCACCAACCACACCCUCAACAACCUGGUGGAGAAGCUGCUGCGCGAGGAGGCCGAGGGCGCGCGCUGGGCCGGCCAGCGCUCCUCGCGCCACUGCCGCCUGCACCGCGGCCAGUUGAGCCUCUUUUGCCUGGAGGACAAGGAGCUCCUGUGCUGCUCCUGCCAAGCCGACUCCCGGCACCAGGGCCACCGCGUGCAGCCGGUGAAGGACACCGCACACGACUUUCGGGCCAAGUGCAGGAACAUGGAACACGUGCUGCGGGAGAAAGCUAAGGCCUUCUGGGCCAUGCGGCGUUCCUAUGAGGCCAUGGCCAAGCACAAUCAGGUGGAAGCUGCCUGGCUGGAAGGCCGUAUCCGGCAAGAAUUUGACAAGCUACGCGAGUUCUUGAGGGUGGAGGAGCAGGCCAUACUGGACUCGAUGGCCGAGGAGGCCAGGCAGAAGCAGCUCCUGGCCGAUGAGAAGAUGAAGCAGCUGGCGGAGGAAACCGAGGCACUGGCACAUGAGAUUGAGCGGCUGCAGGCAGAGAUGAAGGAAGAUGAUGUUUCCUUUCUCAUGAAACAUAAGAGCCGAAAACGGCGGCUCUUCUGCACCAUGGAGCCGGAGCCCGUCCAGCCUGGCAUGCUCAUCAAUGUGUGCAAGUACCUGGACUCCCUGCAGUACCGUGUCUGGAAGAAGAUGCUCACAUCUGUGGAAUCUGUGCCCUUUAGCUUAGAUCCCAACACUGCAGCUGGCUGGCUGUCCGUGUCUGAUGACCUCACCAGCGUCACCAACCAUGGCUACCGCGUGCAGGUGGAGAACCCCGAGCGCUUCUCCUCAGCACCCUGCCUGCUGGGCUCCCGCGUCUUCUCACAAGGCUCCCACGCUUGGGAGGUGGCCCUGGGUGGGCUGCAGAGCUGGCGGGUGGGCGUGGUGCGCGUGCGGCAGGACUCCGAGGGCCACUCGCACAGCUGCUACCAUGACACACGCUCAGGCUUCUGGUAUGUGUGUCGUACGCAGGGGGUAGAGGGGGACCACUGUGUGACCUCUGACCCGGCCACACCACCCUUGGUCUUGGCCAUCCCGCGCCGCUUGCGUGUGGAGCUGGAAUGUGAGGAAGGUGAAUUGUCCUUCUAUGAUGCCGAGCGCAACUGCCACCUGUACACCUUCCAUGCCCGCUUCGGGGAGGUGCAGCCCUACUUCUACCUAGGGGGUGCGCGAGGAGAUGGGCCCCCCGAGCCUCUGCGCAUCUGCCCUUUGCGUGUCUCAGUCAAAGAAGAGCUGGAUGGCUGAGCAGACCAGGGGCUGGGGGUUUGGUUUUCUUCCUGAAGUUCCUGCUGCGCAUCCUCUCCCUGACCAUCUCAUUGGACUCCUUCCCCGACUCCAGGCUCCAAGCUGCUUUGCUUAUUUCUCCUGUUGCCUCACUUCAAAGCUGCCAGGUGCUGUGUCCUGGCUCUGUGGAGCUAUGGUACCUCCGGGAUGUGAAUUUUCUGAAACCUCAUUCCAGCAUUUCUAGGGAAUAGUGCUCAUUUCUGGGAUAGGCAUGGUGAGGCCAGCUAAUGUAGAAGACAUUUGCCAUGGGAAAAGAGAUGCUGAUUACUCAGUUCCCAAGGGACCAUGGGAGCUGGGAGGGAAGCACCAUCCUCAGGCAGGAGGCAAAAGUGAGGGGAAAGCCUGGGCCAUGUUUCUCUUGGAGUGACUGUGGUGAGCAACCCCCAUGUUAGAUCACAGGGGCUGCCAUUGUAGUCUGAUUUUGGGCCUGGAAUGAUGAGCCAGGAUGGUGUCGACCUGGAGUGUGAGAGCUGAGUAGAGGAGGUGAUGGGACUGUGGCUCUUGUAGCAGAUCUGCAUAGAGGCGUCCAUCUCCAGCAAGUCCUUGGCUCUAGGAAUGGGUUGUAAGGGAAGGGCUGUCUCCAUGUCAAUGGUGCUGGGGAGACCACAGCAUAGAGAAUACAUGAGAAAUGCGUGUUCUUCAGGGUGGCUGUCAUGUCAUUGGGACAGGACCUACGGCUCAGCUGAUCCACCUUUUAUGUCAGAAUUGCAAAAGAGUUUUGCAUAUCCCCCCUGGGGGACCCACAGAAGGGAAGCAAGGAUGUCCAUCUCCUCUAGUCUAUGUGCUUCUUGGACAACUUCCUCUGAACAUAGGAUUCCCAAGGAAAGUGCUAGAGGCCCUGGCUUCAGCCUGUUCCCUCUCUAGGCCUUGGUUUCCUCAUAUGUGAAUUCAGGACUGGGGGCUCAUGGCCACCUGUGAUGGCGUCAGAGGAAAUUCUCCUGAGUCACUCUUUACCUAGCCAUGAGGAAGGAAGUGGAAUUGUCUGAAGGGUGGCCCUGUAAUCAGAACCCUGGGUGCUACUGGAGAGCAAAGAGGAGGCAGGUGCUGUGCUUGUUGCUGACUUCUGCCUGCUUGUUCUUGCUCCACCAUGCCUGCGAAUAUGUAUCUGACUUUCCGUCCUGACACAUGCCUGCAGGUACUUUUUAAUUACCAACUCACUAUACCCCGGAGGAAACACUGUCAAAGAUAUAUUUCCUUGUAGGAGUAGGGUUAACCAAGUCUGGGUGUUUUUCUGAGCAAAGACUAUAUAUAUCCUGCCCCUUGGUACACAAAAACAAGGCAUUUGAAACCAAAAUUAUGACUUGGACCUAUACAACAAUUAUACAUGUUUUGUACACUGGCUGUGUGAAAGUAGGGAGAGACCAGGUAGAAAAUACCACUGCGUGAAGUGGGCCAUGUUGGGGUAGUGUGGAUGUUGGUGAACUAGGGUGCGUGGGCCUUAUUAAAACAGACUUGAGAAAUCUCGAGCACUCUGGGAGCCAAGCAUAUCUGAAAGCAUAUGUCUUCUGCUAUCAAAUAUUUAUCCAGCCUGUCAAAUACAAUAUGUAUGUAAUAGAUGUGAUCAGAAAGUAUUUUGCUAGUGGUAACUAAACUUUGUUAAGUAGUUUUUUCAUCUUGGAUGUUAACAUUUGUUUUGGUUUUUUAAAAAACAUAAUUUGAAGCACCUAGAACUUUUUUUGAAAAUAAAAAUUAUAUUUAAGCUAAAUCCCACUUUUUAUUUGAUGUUUUAAUUUAGACGGUAAAGCUCAUGUUCAUCUAUGUUGUUUCAUAUAUCUAACUUUAUUCCCUUUUGUUGUCAUAUCAUCAUUCUGUGAAUAUUUGGGUUAUUUCCACUUUGAGGCUGCUAUGAUUAAUCCUAUUAUGAACAUUCUCUUGGAUAUGUUCCUAGGAAUGAAUUUGCUAAAUACAGUGGUAACUGUUGAGCCUUCUGAGGAACUGACUGGCUAUUGUGCAAUGUGGCGGAAUAAUUUUAUAUUGCCCUAACAGUAUAUGAGCCUUCUGAUUAUUCCACAUCUUUGUCAACUCAUAGUAUUAUCUUAGCCAUCUUAGCUUUUUAAUUUAGCCAUCCCAAUGAGGGUGAAUUGAUAUCUCAGUGUUUGAUUUGUGUUCUGAUGGCAAAUGAUAUUGAGCAUGUGAUUAUGUGAUUAUUGGCCAUUUGUAGAUCUUCUUUGAAGAAAUGUCUUCAGAUCUUUCGACCACUUCUAAUGGAGUUAUUUGCCUUUUUAUUAUUGAGUUGUAAGAGUUCUUUAUAAAUUCUAGAAACAAGUCUUUAAUCAGGUAUGUGACUUAUAAAUUUCUCAUUCCGUGA